CCAUCCCUCCCCUUUCAGUGCACUCUCAAAUUACCAGUGGAAUGAAGUUUGGACUCUUACUUCUAGAGCCUCAGUAGUUUUACCAGCUAGGACAAGUGAAUCUGAAGAAAUUUUUCUCUGGGCUUGCAUUAUGGAAAAUAGCUCUCAAUCCAGCAGUCAGCAGGCUCUAUGGAAAGAUGUGGAGGUGGGGAAAGAGAAGACCAUGUACCGGAGCUACCAGCGAGGAGCCCUGAUUCUGGGGCUGGUUUUCCUGGUGUUGACCCUGGGCAUCUUCAGCCUUAGACACCUCUGGAGCCCAAGUCUGGGGAAGGUGUACGACCAACAUUAUAAGGCCGUGCUGGACGGCAUGGAAACAGAUAGCAUCAUGGAGAUUGACCCCACCCACCGCAUUGAGAUCUUCAGGAUGGGCAACGGUAGCAAUGAGGUCCUCGAGGUCCACGACUUCAAACAUGGAAUCACAGGUAUCCGGUUCGCCAAACAUCAGAUGUGUUACAUCAAGACCCAGACCAGGGAGCUUCCCAAAGUGACAGAGGUGGCGACCUUGAACACAGAGAUACUGGUGGGCAACACAGAGGGCAUGGACAUGCAGGUGGUGGAGGACUCCCAGGUGUGGGUGCCUGCUGAGGAGCCCAUCGCUAACCCAGCUUUCCUCUUCAACUCCAAGAUCUGGGAGAUAUGCCAGGAGCUACCCAUCCACUGGAUCCAUCCCUCCCCCAUGAGAGAUGCUGAGUUCCACGAGGUGAAGGAUGAUGAGGACAUUCCUGAUGCUGAGGUCGGAGGUCACCGCGUCGCCCGUGACAUCCUGGACCAGGUUCCUGUCAACGACUAUAGAGACAUUGGAGUUGAGCUGGAUAACCGUCUAGAUGACCAUGGCUACUGCUGCCAGCACUGUCGUCGUGGUUACCGCUAUUGCCAGCGCUACUAUGAGCCACUGGGGGGUUUUAACCCCUACCCAUACUACUACCAAGGAGGACGUGUCAUCUGUCAGAUCAUUAUGCCCUGCAACUGGUGGAUCGCCCGUAUGCUCGGGAGGAUAUGAUUGGAUGGUCAAACUGGAUUCACUAUGUUUCAGCUCACAUGAUAGGCACAUUCAUUUUAGGCUGGAUUUACACUACACUAGGCGUAGAGUCCCAGCAAGCACUUUGUGACUUCACCAUGUACAACACAGACUUUGGUGCUUGCCAGAAUUUGUAAUAACUCUACACAAGCAUCAGUUACGUUUUGCUAAGGCGAACGCUUGGUGGUGUGUAAACCCAGCCUAGGCCCACCCAAGGCACCAGGUGGGUGGAGUUCGCACAUUUGAGACCAUUCCAUCAGUGCACUUUCAGCCCAACUGGUGCACUUGGUGAGGUAAAACGAAUGCAACCCUUGCUACUCCCCAAUCAGUAUUCCAAAGCCUUUGUGAUAGCAAAACAUGUUAUAGUACACAAUUGUAAUCCAUCCUGUCUCAGAAAUAAGCAAAUUGACUGGCAGUCUUGUCUUAAGUCUAAAUUGAGUUUUGGGAGCGUCUGGGCGACAUCUCUAAAAGGCAUUAGAUCUCCCGAGCUGUUACAUUGUGAAUGUUUACCUAGCCAUCAAAUUCUGGUUUUGUGGCCUUGUUGUGUCUGUGCACUGAAGUGCAAUUUUGCUUUCAACAUAUUUUCAAUCAAAGUGCUACGUUUGGCUGUUUCUCUCAUUGCUGCAUUUCUUUCUCAUUUAAUUUUCUUCUUUAUGUUUAUUAUAGGUGGCAUGUAACCAACAUUCUAUUGCAUGUGGAGCAGACCUGGGUUUAAAUAGUAUUAGAUUUCUAUCAAAUACUUUGAGCGCUUAAUUGAGCCUUCCUGGAGUGACAGAUGGGGAAUGGUUUGCACUUUCCGGACUAUCCCAGUGGUGCACCAUAUAGUCUCAAUCAAACACAGCUUAAGUAUUUAACAAAAAAAAUAUAUAUAUUUGAACCCAGGUCUGAUUUGAAAUAUGAUAACCAACAAUGUAUGUAGAACUGUAGCCUGUGUAGGCUGUAGCCUGCUCACUCUGUCAACCCUUUCUAGACUUUAUCGGUUGAACAAAAAUAACAUGAGUCUUUUUUUUUGGGUGAAUGAUCUAUUUUGACUAUUGUUACCACAGUUAGCAUGUUACCUUGAAAUAGUGUUUAUUGUAUGGAUGAGGUAUACAAAAACAUUGUUUUUACUAUCAGAAUGAGUCUACUAAUUAUAAUAAAGCAAUAGCUACACACAUGUA
Salmo salar (Atlantic salmon) is the source of this 2217-nucleotide messenger RNA. RefSeq names its product tenomodulin. NCBI's taxonomy places the organism in Eukaryota, Metazoa, Chordata, Actinopteri, Salmoniformes, Salmonidae. The record is from RefSeq and is a predicted model, not a curated record. Gene Ontology annotation, biological process: negative regulation of endothelial cell proliferation; negative regulation of angiogenesis.